Molecule: messenger RNA, 2696 nt
Organism: Porites lobata
Lineage: Eukaryota; Metazoa; Cnidaria; Anthozoa; Scleractinia; Poritidae
Source: the annotation of a GenBank genome assembly
AUGUCAGUUGUUUGUAUCAUAACUACAGGAUUGCUUUAUUGCAAGAUAUACGCAGCCGUUAGACACCACACCAGGGCGUAAGAAGCUAGGGCGUUGAAACGAGCGGGGUCGAGCGAUCUAGCUGUGAUGCAAGGGUUUGGGUACUACCAAAGAGACAAAACAAGAUGGCGGACAUUAUACUGGAUCGUCAGAGUAGAGAGAUUAUCUAGCGAACGUUAGCCAUUAUCCCGUGGCAUUCAUCUACUGCGCGCAAUAGCGAAGGAACAAAUUAUUUUUUUCUCACGUUCGUGUUCUGUUUUUUUCAAUUUUUCCCCCGCGAACAAAUAUCUGUAUUGAAUAUAGUCCCACCUCCGUGACCCGUAUUACUGAAAAUUUCGUGACUUGGUAAGAAAAUGGCAUCACAACUCAGAUAAUAGCACUGACAUCAUUUUUAGACUAAUAUUAUCGGUUCUCUACUUCAGUUUAAUAUCAAGUUGUGUAAUUCAUCAUCUGCUAUGGCAUUAAUUUUUUGCUGCCCAGUUUCAAGGCCAGAUGAUCUGUUUUCACUAUUAAAGUUUGGGUUUGUUGGUGCACAUCAGUAUUCUUCUCUAAAAACCUUAUUGAGCUAUCUCCAAUAUUGAACAUUACGGUUGGACAGAUUGUGAAACUAACGUCCGGGUAAAUUUAAGAUAUAAUAAAAUCAUUUUUAAUCAUUUUUUAUCUUGUACACUAUAAUACUGCUUUGCAAUGACGAAUAAGUAUGUGAAAAAAAUAUAAUGCACUGCCCUUGAAAAACUAACAAAGAGGUUGCAAGAACACAAAUAAGUAGCCCAGCAAAUAUUUUUGUUUGAUAAUGACAGCUUUUCGUAAUGAAAUGGUCACUGAAAACUACCCAUGCAAGACAUACUAAGGAACUUAAAAGAAACUAAACAUUCACAAGUCUUACAUUGAAACCAGACAUUGCUAUAUAUAUAUCUUACAGAAACAACAUAAAACAUUUAUAUAACAUACAAAUUCAAAAGUAUAUUGUAAAACAAGAAAAUUAUACAGAAUUAUGCACAAAUGAAAUACAAAUGGCCUGUAACAGCUAUUAAACCAUUGAAAAACAAACUUUUUAGUGUGACCAGCAACCCUAGCACACUUGAAUACUGCAUGUCCAUUAUGAUUUAAUUUCAUUCUUGGUUAAUUUAUUAACUGCAGCCAGGCUUAAUCAAACUUGAUUCAAAAAAUACUUUCCUGUUUCCUUGUCUACAAUAUAUAAUAUUAAGAGGGAGAAUAUAAUGCUAGAAAUAUUAUACAGUAGUACAAUCAAAAGAUAAGGCACCUCCAGGUAAUCGAGUUGGUCCCUACUAUUCUUCAAUCAUUUUCUUUUACUCUCUAUAAGAGUUACACCUGUCCAUUAAUACAGACAUUUUGUGCCAGUCCCAAUAGUUUCCAUCUGAGAACUGACUGUAGUUUGUGUAACACCACACUUAAGCCUCUGACGACAAAAAUACAAUGUUACACAGCAGUCUUAAUUUAUUCUACUUGCAAUCAAAUUAAGACCUCUUCAUGUUCUUCUUCAUAUUCACGGUAUUAUGAACUCGUUUAUCUUUCAGUGUGUGUUCUGACUAGUAGUCUUUUCAGGCAGGCACUCACUGUUGUCCUGCAGAAAAUCAUUACAAUGACAAAUAAACACAUUAUAUGAUUUAAUUUUAUAGUCGAAUCUUUGUGGGGAUUUAAAAGCAAAUUUCUCCAUAGGCUUCAUUCUGUUUCUGUGCAAUACAACCUUUAGAUUUAUACCGCAGUGAAGCAGAAUUUGUUGUUGUUCAUGCACAGACUGUCACACGAGAUCGAAUGCACCUUUAGAUUUAUACCGCAGAAGCAGAAUUUGUUGUUGUUCAUGCACAGACUGUCAUACGAGAUCGAAUGCAAUUUUCUAGUAGAACUUUAAAAAUAGUCAGAACCUUCUUGGAUCGCGGUUCUGUAACUAAAAAAAAUUAUUUACCAUCUUAGUGUAUAUUAAAAAAAAAGAAAAAUCGCUAAAUUGGGCAACUGAAAUCUUUUAUUUUACUAACAAGCUAAACGCCGACUUACAAAACAAAAACCUUGUCAUCGCCAUUAUGAAGUCGUCACUUCAGAAGUAAAAAACCUUAAAGGUUCAUAAAAGUUCACUCUAAAAAUUUGCAUGCACAAAUAAAAUUUAUAAAACGAUUACAUGUUUUUUUGUAGCCGUUUAUUAUCAUUUGGUUUUGACUGGCAGGAUAAAACGCGACCUUCAACCUGUAAUAUUCGAUGGGCCAUUUUGACACUACAUAAACAUAAAAAGCGAGAAAACACCUUAACUUACAAGACUUACUGUAAAAUAUCAACUAAAUACUUUCUGUAUAUCACAUAGAAAUACGCCAAAUAUCAAAUCUAAUUAUAGAUUGCAGCGAUCUAAAGAUAUAAAGCAAUAAAUCCGAACCUACUCCCAGCUAGACGGCGUCAUUUUUCUUGCCCUGACAGCGGAUCGAGAGCGGAAAGCCCAACCAGUUCCAGUCCUACUCCGCAUCAUAGCUGAACCAGAGAGCGCGUAUGAUCGUUUCAACGCCCUAGCUUCUUACGCCCUGCACCACACAAACCAGAUUCGCGCUCUGCAAGUACCUGAACAAGUAGCUCAGAAUGGAGACAUGGCAAAUGCCGCAAGGCUGAGAAAAACUGCCGUUGCUACAUUUUACAUGUAUAUCUUAUUUUUA